Messenger RNA from Closterium sp. Naga37s-1, 594 nucleotides. The record is from the annotation of a GenBank genome assembly. Lineage: Eukaryota; Viridiplantae; Streptophyta; Zygnematophyceae; Desmidiales; Closteriaceae.
CCCAUGUUCCAAGACUGUGCGUACCCCAGCCGGUCGCUCUGGCAGACGCUGCGGCGCCGCCAUCUGCUGCACCCCUCCGGCAUCCCUCUCUUCAACCCCGACUGGACCUACCGCAGCCACCGCCCUCUCUCCCCCGCCGAGGCUCGCUCCUUCCCCUCCGACUGGGUGGUCGUGCUGGCGAAGCGACCAAAUUCAAGGCCACGGACUAUUGUGAAUUUUGAUGAGGUGGAGAAGGAGGUGGUGAGGCGGUUUGGGCGUGAGAGAGUGGUGGUGUAUGAUGGUUCGCUGCCUAUUCUGCAAGCCCGUGCGCUCCUCCUGCGAGCGCGUCUCUACAUAGCGGGCCACGGAGCCGCACUCACCAACAUGAUCUUCAUGCCGGAAAAGGCUUCCCUGUUGGAGAUUCGCCCGAAGGGAUGCCCCGUGCCUGUCUAUAAUGGUCUCGCCUCUGCCUGCUCACUGCGGUACCAUCUUGUGUUCAGCCAGGGGAAUUGUUCGUCCACUGUGGUGGCUGAUGUGGCGAGCGUGGCUCGGGUGCUUGAUGCAAUACAUGAUAGAUUCCAAGUUGAGGAUGGUACAGGUGGUGUAUUCAGCUGA